This is a messenger RNA of Nerophis lumbriciformis (worm pipefish), 8812 nucleotides long. Its product is annotated as zinc finger protein 236-like. Gene Ontology annotation, cellular component: nucleus. Lineage: Eukaryota; Metazoa; Chordata; Actinopteri; Syngnathiformes; Syngnathidae. The record is from RefSeq and is a predicted model, not a curated record. Gene Ontology annotation, molecular function: RNA polymerase II cis-regulatory region sequence-specific DNA binding; DNA-binding transcription factor activity, RNA polymerase II-specific. Gene Ontology annotation, biological process: regulation of transcription by RNA polymerase II.
GAUGUCUCCCUUGUCACGUUGCAGUGUGUGUGUGUGUGUCUUCGUUGCCGCUGUGCUGGUCCACACUUUACAGAUGACAGAGACGCCAUUUUGAAAAGCAAAUUGUUCAUAGCACACCCGCACUGAGAACUGGAACUAUGCCGCGGGGCCGGCCUCGCAAACUGAGAGUUAUAAGCAACGACGAGACAGAUGCCAAUGAAAACAAAGUGGUCGGUUUCAGUGAUGGCGAAGUCAAGGACAAGAAGUGUGCAAUGUGUUCGCAUAUAUUUACCACGGAGAGCCAGCUGCAGAAGCAUCUCCGUGAGCAUGAGAUCAAUGACAAGCCUUAUCGAUGUGACCAGUGCCCACAGACGUUUAAUGUGGAGUUCAAUCUCAGGAUCCACAGGUCCACACAUGCCACCUCGGACUUUACCUGUCCUGUUUGCUAUAAAUCGUUCUCCCGCAUUGCUAGUCUCAAAUCCCAUACUAUGCUGCAUGAGAGGGAAGAGAAUUUGAUCUGUGUCGAGUGUGGGGAUGAGUUUGUUCUUCAGAGCCAGCUCUCUCUGCACCUGGAGGAGCACCGCAAAGAGUUGUCCGGCACCAAGGUCUACACUUGCAAGACGUGUGGCAAGGAGCUCAAGACAUCUGCACAUCUUAAGGAACACAUGAGGAAUCACAUCAAAAUGAGACCGCUGUCCUGUAAUUCCAGAAACUACAAAAAAAACAUUGAUCGCAGUGGGUUCACCAACAGUUGCCAUCAUUGUGGAAAGGCUUUCAAAAAGCCCAGCCAGCUUGUCAGACAUAUACGAAUACACACAGGAGAAAGGCCCUACAAGUGCUCACACUGCAGCAAGGCUUUUAACCAGAAGGUGGUACUGCAGACUCACAUGGUGAGACACACUGGGGAAAAGCCUCACCUCUGCAUAUUUUGCCCAGCUUCCUUUUCCCAAAAGGGGAACCUGCAUUCCCAUGUUCAGAGGGUUCAUUCGGAGGCAAGAGGUGUGCCGUUGUUUCCGUGUUUGGACUGCAGCUGUGUAUUUAAGAAGUUGGGCAGUUUGAACGCACACAUCAGCAAGAUGCACAUAUCGGUGAUCGAUGUACCGUCCAGCGCUUCGGAGACAGACACAGGAGGUCCUGCGGGGUCAGAGGGCGGAGAGGCAGUCACAGAUGUCAUCCAGCAGCUUCUUGAACUCUCUGAACAAGUCAGCGGAGAAACACCCCAGCCCCAACCCCCAGAGCCAGCUAUUACCAUGGAAACUGCCAUCAACCAAGACAUCCUGCAACAAGCUUUGGAGAACAGCGGACUGAGUGUGGCACCAACACAAAAUGAGAAUGGCAGUGACAGAAAGCCUCAGAACCAGGCAUCCGAGGGUUCCAAUGUGGUGGUGAAAAAGACGUCGCUUCCAGAUAAAGUUUCCAGAGAAAGAAAAAGAAGCAUUUUUAAGAAACCUGUUCAAAUGCCAGGAUCCAUCAGGGAGGAGAAUGGCGUCCGCUGGCAUGGCUGCCCAUAUUGCUCCAAGGAAUUCAAGAAGCCGAGUGACCUUGUCCGCCACAUCCGCAUCCACACCCACGAGAAGCCUUUCAAGUGCAAACAGUGCUUCAGAGCAUUUGCUGUCAAGAGUACCCUCACAGCGCAUAUGAAAACUCAUACGGGCAUAAAGGCAUUUGAGUGUCAGUGCUGCCUGAAGUGUUUCUCCACUUCUGGUAGCAUGAAGGUGCAUAUGCGCCUGCAUACAGGUGUUCGUCCUUUCUCCUGCCCUCACUGUGAUAAGAUCUUUCGCACAUCAGGACACAGAAAAACACAUAUAGCCUCUCAUUUUAAAAACUUGCAGCAGAAGAAGCACAAGUUUCCACGAAAAGCAAACAAAGCUAAAGUGUCAAAGAACAAUUUACCCUUACCUGACAUCCCACUGCAAGAGCCCAUUCUUAUUACUGACUUUGGCCUCAUCCCAUCUCAGAACCCUCGCCUGGCUUUCCAGCAGUACCUGGAGGUGGUGGGCACUGAUAGGCCAUAUAAGUGCCAGUUCUGCAAUAAGGCUUAUAAGAAGUCUAGCCAUCUGAAGCAGCAUGUUAGGUCUCAUACAGGAGAAAGACCAUACAAGUGUUCGCAGUGCGGUCGAGGUUUCGCAUCUUCAGGGGUUCUCAAAGCCCAUAUCAGAACCCACUCAGGACUUAAGGCGUACAAGUGUGUCAUGUGCGACACAACGUUCACCACCAGCGGUAGCCUGCGGCGCCACAUGACAACCCACAGUGACCUACGACCUUACAUGUGCCCUUACUGCCAAAAAACCUUCAAGUCAUCUCCAAACUGUAGAAAACACAUGAAGACACACAGAUAUGAACUGGCUCAUCAGCUGCAGCCGCAGCCAGCGGAAGACCCUCUUGGAGCUGGCACUGUGCCUCAUGAAAUGCAGGUGGACAUGGAGGACAACACGCUUCAGCAACAACCUGAAAAUUCAAAUGAGCAAGAAAACAUGCUGGGUCUUGGCCAAGCAGAGGGUGUAAACGGAAGCCAAACGACACUUGAAGCACCAAUGACUGACCAACCACUACAAGGUGAAGACUCAUAUGUGACUGCCCAACAUGCUUUGUCUCAGAAUAUCACCCAGUUUGAAACGGCGGCCCUUCCUCAGCCCACUUUUGACCAGCAAGCUUUAACGCAAGGCUUUGCAAUGGCUGAGUCGAGUUACAACCAGGGCCAGUUCUCCACUGUCCAGCAGCUACAGGAUUCCAGCACCCUUGAGUCCCAGGCCCUGUCCUCCAGCUAUCACCCACCGAGUCUGCUUCAUGAUCCCAAUGCUGAAGUGACAAACGGGCUUCUUCAGCAGAACAGUCAGGAAGACCUGCAGCUGACCACCGAGCCACAGGAGUACCAAGAAGACAGUGAAGACAACAUCAAGCGAGCAUACAGGUGCAGUUGGUGUAACAAAGGUUUCAAAAAAUCUAGUCAUUUGAAACAGCAUUUGCGUUCACACACUGGAGAGAAACCAUAUAGAUGUCCCCUCUGUGGAAGAGCUUUUGUGUCAGCUGGGGUGCUCAAAUCCCAUCUGAAUACACAUACAGGAGUGAAGCCCUUCAAGUGUAACAUUUGUGACGCCUCAUUCACGACCAAUGGCAGCCUGAACCGCCACAUGAUCAUCCACGCCAAGUCGUUCAAAUGCUCCGUUUGUGACGAGAGCUACAGGACAAGCCUGCUGUGUAAAAAGCACAUGAAAAAAGAGCACACAGUAGAGGACAAAGUUAUUGGUUCGGAAGGUAUGGAAGUGGAGCAAGAGGAUGAGGAGGAAGAGGAGGAGGAGGACGAAGAUGAAGGGGAUCCAAAAACAUCUAAAAGAAGGGGUACGGAAAUCAUCACUUUUACGGAGGAGCAGACGGCAGAACUGGCAAAAGAUCCUGGUGAGGAAGCAUCCGUGUCAGAGAGAAUCCUUGCCCAGUCCGCAGCGGAGAGGGAUCGCAUCAGUGAGAUUAAAGAUAAAGCAGUGGAGCUAGAAACAGAGCCCAAGUUUGCCAACUGCUGCACUUACUGCCCCAAAAGCUUUAAGAAGCCCAGCGACCUUGUCAGACACAUUCGAAUACACACAGGAGAGAGACCCUACAAGUGUGAUGAAUGUGGAAAGAGUUUUACGGUCAAAUCUACUCUGGAUUGUCACGUUAAGACACACACAGGUCAGAAACUGGUCAGCUGCCAUAUGUGCAACACAUCCUUCUCUACUAAGGGAAGCCUAAAAGUGCACAUGCGCCUCCACACUGGUUCCAAGCCUUUCAAAUGCCCUUUCUGUGAGCUCCGGUUUCGGACUUCUGGCCAUCGCAAAACCCACAUCCAGUGCCACUUCCGGGCUAAUGGCGAGAGACGAAAAUCCAAGCGUACCUCCUCUUCUUCUGGUCAGGCCAGUCACAUUCAAGACUCAGACACCGGGCAUGCUGGGGCCUCGGAUCAAGGCCAGCAUACAACAUCGACAGAAGCACUUCAGCCUGUGGGGAUGCUACAAACCUCCAACGCCGACUCUAAUAUUUACCUCCCAGCAAACCAAGUGCUGACUGGGCAGUUUGACCAGAAUCUGUUACAGUCGGGACUGGUGGGACAGGCAAUUCUGCCUGCCUCUAUGUCAGGAGAUCUGAAUGUCUCCCUCUCUGAUGGCCUGACCACAUUGGAGAGUAUUCAUCUCCAAUUGACGCCUGCCAAUCUGGUGUGCCCGAAUGUGCAAAUCUCUGGCAUCGACGCAGGCAGCAUAAACAACAUCACCCUACAGAUCGACCAGGCACUUCUUCAGCAGACGCUACAACACAGCGGCCUACUUUCCCAGCCUCUAAGUGUCGACACUGGCCUUGUCCUCCACUCCGGCAGUCAGCUCAUGUCCACCAGUGACCCCUCUGUGUCGGCAAAUGUUGUCAUCCACCCCCUGAACAGUCUGACCUUGCAGCCCUCCAACAUUGCACCUGCCCAGGUCACAAUGGCUGGCCUUUCAGAACAAGACACUGCAAGCUCUCAGGACCUCAGCCAUGUCAUGGGUAGUAAUACAGGCAAUAGUAGUCAGGAGAUCACCCUCACAAUCAAUAAUUCCAGCCUGACACAAGCGCUCGUACAGGCCCAGGAAACAGCUUCUGGCACAAACACAUCAGGAACCCCUCAGGAGAUCACACUCACCAUAUCAGGUCAAGAUCUAAUCUCGCAGCACGGCAACACCAACAGUGCAGAGAUGAACGGCAGCAUCAGGCUGGCAUCACCGCUCACUACCCAGCCCACCAGCGCCACUCUGACUAUUUCUAAUGACCACCUUCUACCUCAGAAUCCCACCAACACUGGAAUGGCUGUCACCAGUCUUGCAUCAAGCACUACGCUGUCACACACCUCCUCAUCUCAAAGCCUAGUUUUGUCACCAGGAGUUGUGGCCAAUGAUGGCAGCGUAACACUCACCAUUGCAGAUGCCCAGGGAAUGCUCGAUGGUGUCACUGUGAACCUCAACACACAGGCUCAGACGUUCCCUGCAGUACUGAAUGACCCCAGUCUACCACAAGGGCAGCCUGCCACUUCAGGACAGCCAGUGCUGCUGGUCAGCCAUCAUUCCCAAUCUGCAAUAGGAACAUCUGACAAUGGAUAUCACAUGGCGAAUAAAGGCCGUAAGGGCGAGAAAGGUGACUCCAGUGAGGCUGAUAAUCAGCACACAUGUUUCUACUGUGCUCUUGUGUUCCAAAAUGCCAAUUCUCUCCGCCGCCAUUGCCGACAAGCUCACAGCAAUGACCGUUGCUACGUCUGCAACAUCUGCAACAAGGCCUUCAAGCGAGCAAUGCACCUGAAGGAACAUGAGCGAGUGCACCAGCCAGGCCCAUCGCUGAGCUCCCUCAAACCUAGAGACUUCAGCUGCUCCUCAUGUGGGAAGGCAUUCCCUAAGCGCAGUCAACUGGAAAGACACAACCGCACACACACAGGAGAGCGGCCUUUCAAGUGUUCUCAGUGCGACAAAGCCUUCAAUCAGAAGAGUUCCUUGCAGGUGCACAUGGUCAAACACACGGGCAAAAAGCCCUUUAAGUGUGAGAUUUGCAGCAUCAGGUUCACCCAGAAGAGCAACAUGAGACACCACAUGAAGAGAGCCCACGGCUACGGUCAGAGUCAGGAUGUGACGUUGCGCCAAGAAGAGCCACCAUCACAGGUCACAGUAACACCUGAACUUGACCUGGAAGUGGUGCCGGAGUCAUCUGGAGAUUGGCAUAAUGUCUUCCCGUUAAUGAAUACCGAAAAGACUCUUUAGACAACAAAAGUUUUAGACAACAACGUUUUUCCAGACAUCAUUCAUCUGAUUUUCAUCCAUGUGAUAACCUCCCGAGAUGUCUGUCCUAUUAAAUCUGCUGUAUAUCACAGAUAGGCGACCGCCUCGGUGGCGCUCGCGUUUCGAACAAGCUGUAAUCCCACCCUCUUCCUGGUCCGACCAUGUAAGUGACGCCCCACAAAUACACACACACACGCGCAGCGAAAGAAUAACGUCACGUUGCAAAGGAAAUGUUUGGAAACUGAUUUCACUCACUGAUUCAACAACAAUGUAGCAACCAUAGCAUUUAUUUCUAAAUCCUUUCGUCCUCUAAGAUCUCUUAUGUUGGGCAAGCUCUUUAGCGUCAUCUUCGCCAGCCAGAGUGGCAGUUUUUACAAAGUUUUCUCAAGGCAUUCAAUCAAACUAUUCAGUUUGUCUCAGAAGGAGCUUCACCUCUCAUGUGAGCAGACUUCAUGAUUUCAUGCUCACAGACUUAGACUGGUCAGAUCUAGUUUGAGCGCUUGGUUCCAAAACCCAAAUGAUUUAUCCUCUACAGCAGGGGUGUCAGGCCCGCGAACAGGUUUUAUCCGGCCCGCGGGAUGAGUUUGCUAAGUAUAAAAAUUAACCUGAAAUUUUUGAAUGAAAGAAACUGCUGUUCUAAAUGUGUCCACUGGAUGUCGCAAUAACAAUUCUUUGAAUCUUUGUAGACGAUGCUACAUAUGUACAAAAUAAACCACAUGUUAUUAGUACAUCAGUCAAGGAAAAUGAUCAAACUACAUAAAUAACAUACUGUAAUUUGAUUUUGAUGGGUUUUUUUUAUCUAGAUAGAUUGAAAAUUAACACCAAUGAGUUGACUGAUAAACAUUAUCACAUAAUUUAUUCAGAAAAUAUAAAUAACGACAAAGUAAAUAUACUAUUAACCGCAACAGGUAAUUGUAAAAACAACAACGUUAUGAUUUGUACAAUUUCAGAAUGUGUUUGUUGUAUUUUUAAACAAAAAAAAACAUCUCAAGUUGUCUUUAUUUUGAAGUUAUCGUGCCGUAAUUUUUCUCCACGUGGCCCUCGAUCUAAAAUGAGUUUGACACCCCUACUCUAAAGGAGGGUUGCAUGCCAAGACAAGAAUGGUGUUGUUCUAUUCUGGUGCAGGAUGGCUGUUAAGAUGCAAAGGAGUGACACCUUUGCCAACACAACAGCAGGAUGGAAUCCCAAUUCUCUUAUCCCACUGCAUCUUAACAACUGUUUUGCACCAAAUUAGAGCGAAACCAUUGUUGUAUAUCACGGAAAGGCAGUUGCCUAGAUGGCCACUAUCCUCUACAGCAGUGGUUCUCAACCUUUUUUCAGUGAUGUACCCCCUGUGAACAUUUUUUUAAUUCAAGUACCCCCUAAAGCAUUUUUGGUUGGGAAAAAAAGAGAUAAAGAAGUAAAAUACAGCACUAUGUCAUCAGUUUCUGAUUUAUUAAAUUGUAUAACAGUGCAAAAUACUAUUUGGGAAAAAAAGAUAUAAAAAUAACUAAAAACUUGUUGAAAAAUAAACAAGUGGUUCAAUUAUAAAUAUGUCCACAAAAAAUCUAGCUGUCAACACUGAAUAUUGCAUUGUUGCAUUGUAAUGAAUGGAAUAGCCUACUUGAUUUGAUGUUCAGUUUAUGAACUUACAUUCAUAUUUUCUUGAAGUAUUAUUCAAUGAAUAUAUUUAUAAAGGAUUUUUGAAUUGUUGCUAUUUUUCGAAUAUUUAAAAAAAAUCUCACGUACCCUUUGGCAUACCUUCAAGUACCCCCAGGGGUACGCGUACCCCCAUUUGAGAACCACUGCUCUACAGGAGGAGCGCGUGCCCAGACAAGUAUCCUACUGUUGUGUUGGCAGAAGUGUCGCUCCUUUCCAUCCUAUCAGCCAUUCUGCAGCACAAUAGCGCAAAACCAGACGACAAAUAGUUUGGGUUUUGGCACAGGCAUCAGGACUAGAUCUGACCAAUUCAAGUCUGUGAGCAUGAACUGAUACAGUGUUGUCUGAUGAGUGGCAAUUGUCCAAGACAAACUGAGCAGUCCAUCUGUGAUUGAUUGAAUACUCCGAGAAUAGAUCCAUUGUGCUCACCAUGUCUUCUCAAAUCAUAGGUACAAGAUUAUUGUGUGCAGAGAUGUCUCUUACCUGCUGACAGUUGCCUUCGUCACAGCUGUAUCAAAAAGCAGGUAAGAGACAUUUCCUACUCAAAACAAAACAAAAACAUUAUUUUUUCCUGCACACAAGAAUCUUGUGCAUAUGCCCUAAGAAUACAAUGCCCUAGAUCAGUGGUUCUAAAACAUCUUUCACCAAAUACCACCUAAGAAAACACUUGGCUCUGCAAGUACCACCAUAAUGCCCGACAUUAAAAUACAGUGCGAUAGUAGGACUUAGUAUUCAUUAAACAAACAAGGCAAAGGUUUUAUUUAACAAAUAUAUUGAAUAUUUUGGACAUUACACACAGUUUAACCAGUAACACUGUCUUUGAAUAAAGGAAAAUAAAACAAGGUACUAAAAUAAUGAAUCAAAUCUUUGUCCGACCACUAAAUGAAGCCCGCUUACCACAGUUUGAGAAUCCCUGCCCUAGAUGAAUGACAAUAUUCAUAGGCUUUUUUACAAAGUUUCAUUUCUCAUUGAGUCAAACGUCGACAUUUGCGUGUUAUAUGAUGUUCUCCUAAAACGCUAUCACAUACAGCAGAUUUAAGUACAGACAUCCCGAGAACUCGCAAGAGAAGAAAUCACAUUUCUGUAAAAAAAAAAAAAAAAAAAAAAAGAGUCACUUGAUUACUGGUCUGCUCGCUGGGACGAGUGCAGCCAGCGGUACUACUGGAAUGGCUUCAAAAAAGCAGCGGUGCAAGAGCACUUUUUUUUAAUGCUUUAUUUCAUUGUUUGGUUCUCACAUAUUUAUAUUGUAAAUACUCAUUUUUCUGUAGCUCCUUAUGUACAUAGACAGAUUGUUUAUACUUUGGGAUGAUCUUCCACAGCUUGGUGUCAUUUGAGCCUAUUACUGUGCUUAUUGCAAAGCACACAUAUUUUUUCAGUUGUUUUUCUAUUGUCUAUAUAAAAGCCUGAAGAUUAAAGUAAUUUUUAUAUGU